AUGGCGCAACAACUAGACUCCACCGUCGAUGUUCUAAGCGUAGACGAUUUUUACUUUUCUGCUCUAUUCGACGACGAUCAAAACGACAUGGUCCCUAUUUCAGACGACAAGUACGCUGAAGAGUUGCAGUUUCAGGAGACCCUCAUGGCCUCUGUCAUCGCUUCCCAAAUCACCACCAAAGCCUUAUCAUCAUCACCAAUCCUCUGCUUAACAUCAUCAUCAUCAUCGAUGCCGUCUUCAUCGAAGGCCGUUGAAAUAACCCUUUCUCCCAAACCAGAGCAAAUAGGGUUGAUGACCGAAGAAGCCGGUGAACCAUGUUCGUCGCUCAUCCUAUGCGAGAUCUGUGCCGAAGCAAAAGAGACUGAUGAGAUGUUUAGAAACCAGAGAUGCGACCACUCUUUCUGCUCCCAGUGUGUGAUCAAACAUGUGGCCACCAAAAUCCAAGACAAGAUAACGGUUGUUUCUUGUCCCGGUUUGAACUGCAAGGGUGUGUUGGAAGUGGACGCUUGCAUGGCAAUGCUUCCAAAGGAACUUCUUGAUAGGUGGAGCGAUGCACUGUGUGAGGCUCUUUUUCUUACGGCUCACAAAUUCUAUUGUCCUUUCAGGGACUGUUCUGCUAUGCUUCUGGUUGAUGGUGAAGGGGGAAAAGAUAUAAGGGAAUCUGAAUGCCCUUUUUGCCAUAGACUCUUCUGUGCGAGGUGUUAUGUUCCUUGGCAUGCUGGGGUUGGGUGUGAGGAGUUUGAGACACUGAAUGAGGAUGAGAGAGGGAGGGAAGAUUUGCUUGUUAGAGAGUUUAUUAAUAAGAAGAAAUGGAGUAGGUGUCCCCAAUGCAAGUUCUUUGUCGAAAAGACUGAAGGCUGUUUGCACAUCACCUGCAGGUGCCAAUUUGAGUUUUGCUAUGCGUGUGGGGAACAAUGGACUUCUACUCAUGGGGGAUGCCAGGGAGAAUAGAUUUUGAAGAUAUCGUGGUAAUUGGUGUGGAAUGGAUAAUCGCUGUUAUUUCAAUUGCCAUCAGAUAGAUUUUUCGUUAUUGUUUGUGUGGAAUCUAGAAGUGUCACUUUUUUGCAGCUAAGGAAAACGUAAUGUUAGCAUGUCUAAUUUGAAGUUGGUGCUUAUAAUUUGGUGGAAGA
Abrus precatorius (Indian licorice) is the source of this 1130-nucleotide messenger RNA. Its product is annotated as probable E3 ubiquitin-protein ligase RNF217. Gene Ontology annotation, molecular function: ubiquitin conjugating enzyme binding; ubiquitin protein ligase activity; zinc ion binding. NCBI's taxonomy places the organism in Eukaryota, Viridiplantae, Streptophyta, Magnoliopsida, Fabales, Fabaceae. The coding region runs from base 1 to 951 and encodes 316 amino acids. The transcript is spliced from 2 exons. The record is from RefSeq and is a predicted model, not a curated record. Gene Ontology annotation, biological process: protein polyubiquitination; positive regulation of proteasomal ubiquitin-dependent protein catabolic process; ubiquitin-dependent protein catabolic process. Gene Ontology annotation, cellular component: ubiquitin ligase complex; cytoplasm.